Molecule: messenger RNA, 4180 nt
Organism: Rhopilema esculentum
Lineage: Eukaryota; Metazoa; Cnidaria; Scyphozoa; Rhizostomeae; Rhizostomatidae
Product: pre-mRNA-splicing regulator WTAP
Biological process (GO): mRNA modification; regulation of alternative mRNA splicing, via spliceosome
Cellular component (GO): nucleus
Source: RefSeq, a predicted model, not a curated record
AAUGCAAUUCUCAUAAGCAGCGCGGGUCGAAUCAAGAUGGCUUGAACAAAGGUUUCUAUCUCUGAUGAAGUUGAUCGGUUUUCAGAACUUUUAGAAAGUGGAUCAAGUUUUUGCUUGUCUCAAACCCUUAAAAUUGAAAGGAGUGCUGAGAUGGCUUCAAAAAAUGAAGGAGAGUUGAGUACAGCUGGUGACAAGUCUGACAGUAAGUCUGCACCACCAAAAAAGGCAUUCAUGAAAGCAUCAGAAUUGAAAGAUCUAAGCAAAGAUGAAAUCACCUCUAGGUACACAGAGCUUGAAAAAUACAUAUCAAGUCUUGAUGAAAAAUCAGGCCAAGUAAAUCCAGAACUUGAGGAGAAACUAAAGCUACAACAGCAGGAGUCAACUAGGAGAGAAAAUGUUCUAGUGAUGCGAUUAGCAACAAAGGAGCAAGAAAUGCAAGAACUGCUGACACAAAUUCAUGAAUUGAAGCAGUCACAGACACCUGCAACAAGCCAGCUGAAGUCAACACUUUUAGAUCCAUCAGUGAACUUGUUAUUUGAAAAAAUGAAAACUGAACUUGGAGAAACAAAAGACAAAUUAGAACAAGCACAGAAUGACUUAAGCGCGUGGAAAUUCACACCCGAUAGUGUGACAGGAAAGAAGCUAAUGGCAAAAUGCAGAAUGUUGAUUGCUGAAAACCAAGAUCUUGGGAAGCAGUUAUCACAAGGCAGAAUAGCACAGCUAGAAGCAGAACUUGCACUGCAAAAGAAGUAUAAUGAGGAACUGAAGUGCAGUCAAGAUGAACUGAAUGACUUUGUCUUGCAACUUGACGAAGAAGUUGAGGGUAUGGAAUCAACCAUUUGUGCCCUACAACAGCAGCUAAAAGAGACAAAAGAAAAAUAUCAGCUGACAACAGCUGAAAAUAAUAAACAGAGGACAACAUCUCAGGGAAAUGGUACAAAAACUGGGGUAGACUUAAAAAGAACCUUUGAUCAGAGCAGUGGUACUGUUGAGGAUAUGGACGCAAAGCGUGCUAGAAAUGUUUUUGAUGUUAUUGAUAACCCAGCCUUUGGAGAAGAGUCAGAUGAUUUAAAUGAACGGACAAAGCUUUCUGCUGGGGAAGAUCCAAAACUUAUGGGAAAGAGUCCCAUCAAAACUAGCAUUAAGAACCCAUUCUCUAUCUCUAACCUUCUUUCCCCUGAGGUCAAUAUAUCUGGUGACAAGGGCCAUUGGCAGGUAACUGAUGAUAUUGGAACAGCGGGAAUGAAAAGGACGCCAGGGGGUUUAAAGAAAGAGGGCACUAAUGGGGAAACAUAUGAAUCGGAUAGUUAAUAUGUGAUUGUAGAUAGUUUUUACAAACAGUAGAUCAGAAAAGCUACAAGUAAUGUAUUAUUACUAAACAGCGAAGUGUAGCUUUUUUCUUGUAUGUACAUUCUUAAAAAUAAUUUCUUUCAAAACACAUCUAUUGUGCCAAAAAUUUUCAAAUGCAUUCUUAAGCUGUGACUGUUGUGAUUGGUUUCUGUUAGGAAAGACUGAGUUAAGCAAGAAAAUUUUUGAAAUGCUAAGUUUGUCAGAGUUAAAAAACCUUUCAUACCUUAUUUCAUAAAUGUAUUGGCACUUUUACUUGUCUAUUUCUUUCUAUUGUGCAAUUCAAUCGAAGUUUUCUGAAACAGUCUAUAAAUGCUUUGAUCUGUUCCUGUCUCAAAAAAGACAAGCAGCAGCACAAAAUUGUUCACUUUAGCCAAUCAUUUAUUCAUGCUUUAAUUUUAUGUUUGUCAAUUGAUGCCUCGUUUACAACUUAAUGUGAGGAUAUUUGUUUUAUGAUACUUGGCAUUUUGGUAGCAUUUUUUUAAAUUAAGCAAAAGUAGACUUCUUUGAACUUUUCAACAUUAUCUUCAUCAAAACAAUGGACAGCCCUUGAAAAUGUUUUAUUUUCUUUUGGUAUGCUCUGCAAAUUUGGAUGUAAAACUCUAUGUUUGAUGUAAAUUAAAGAAUUGCCUCUGGAGAAAAUUUAAGGUAGCUCUUAGAAAGUGAUAUAAAGCAUUAUUGCAUAUAGUUUCUCAGUGAUACACAUGCUUUUCAAAAUUAUAAUGACAUGUAGGAUUAUUCAAUUGUUUAUUCAGGCAAAUGGUUUUUGGGACAGUUGUUUAUGUUCUUUUAAGCUUAGAAACCAGUAGAUAAGUAAUUGUUUAUUGUUUCUCUAUUUGGUUAUUGUUCAUUGUUUAUUUCAUUGUUUAUUUGUAUAUUUAAGAUGCAACUUUACUUAUAUGUUGUAUUUCAAAAUCAAUUUCAAUGCUGUAAACUAAAAAAAAAGUUUUAAAUAUUAAUACAUAGAGAUUGAUGCAAAGCUCCAAUUUCUUCAUCUACAAAGUAUUUCAAAUUCAGCAUAUUAGUAAUUGUUUGCAGACACCUUUUUACAAGCUCUAAGAAACAGAUGAAUUGACAUUUGAGCCACUUGGGAACAGCAGUGUAUUCAGCUAAAAAAAUUUCUAAUUUUGUCACCUGCUGAAUUUUUAAAAUCAAUAGAUGCUUCGUGCUACAUAUCAAGUAUUGUCUGCAGGUCUUUGUGAUGCUAUUGUUUAUCAGCCAACUUAAGACAGUCUUUAUAUAAUAUUCAAACAUAAACAGGUUUACUCCAGAGUAUUAGAUAACAGCUUAUCAGUAUUAGAUAAGUGUGUUUUCUGAGAAAUUUAUACUAAAAAUGUAAAACUAUUAUUUUAAUGAAAAAUAAUUUACAAACAUGUGACCCAGAUUUAUAUUGCAUCUAAAUCAGAGGCUUCAACUUCAGCAGUCCAGUCCAGACAAUAACACGUUACUAGAUUUGUCCAGUCCAGUCCAGAUGUUACUAAAGUUGUGGUCAAUUUAUAAAGAAAAAAGCAGUAGAUGACAAAAGACAGUUUAAUUCAAUGUGAAUAAAUACUUCAAUCUAGUGAUCCACAGACCCUAACAAUUAAAGAUAUGCAAACAAACUUUUUGUGGUAACAAAUUUUAAAAUCGCGUUGAAAAAAGCAAACAUUUUUUAGUGUAUUCUGAAGAGUUUCAGAGUCUGACACUCUUCAGAGUAUAAAAUGUCAGAGCAUAGAUCAAAACACAACGAUAGGAAAUAUAUAUACCCAGUUGUGGAUUGAAAAAGGCUGUUAUUGGAUUAAUGGUAAUGCCAGAUCAGUAAAGCCAGAUUCUGACUAUUGGUAAAGCCAUAUCAUUCCAUCUAGCCGUUUGAGAUCUAUCUACAAAAGCAUGAAAAAACGCUAUUGGGUAGACAGAAGAAAUUCGUUUUCACCUUAGGUAAAGGGCACUUAUUGGGCAACCUAAACAGUCAAUGUGAUUGCGUUUCUGAUUGGCCUAUUUCAAUCCACAACCGGGUAUAGCUAUUACCUAUAGUAGUGUUUUGAUCUAUGUUCUGACGUUUUAUACUCUGAAGUGUCACAUGAAAAGCUUAAGCAUACACAAAUGCUUGCUUUUUUCAAAGCCAUGAUUAAAGAUAUAUGAUAACAUAUUAUGAUAUCAAUGUAAUGUUUUUACAGGUAUUAUACAUUUGGUGGAGAUGUAAAUGCUCUACUACCUGGAAAUAAACUUAAAUCUGCUGAACUUUAUAAGCAUCUCAUAAUUUUUUUUCAUUUAACUACUUAUAUGGUUAUUUAAAUCAUAGUAUAUUAUCAUAAAACCUGCUUAUUCUAACUUAAUCAAAACUUGAACCAAAAUCUCUUGGAACAUGUAUGAUAAUUUCAUCAACAGGAUAAUAUUUAUAAAGGAUCUUGUACAAGCUUCUUAUGAUGGAAUGAUACAUUUGGGAAUGAAAAGGGAUGGUGAAGUUAAAUAAAGAACAAUGAACAAAGAGCAUUUUCAUAUAAAUAAAAUGAACAAUACCUUUCAUGACCUAAUAAACUGCAAUGAUGAAUUUGUAGGACUCAAACUACCUUUAUCAAAAACUUAAUCUUUAACAAUAAAGCAACACAAAAUUGAAAAAAGAAGAUAAGAGAUGUUAUAUGAUAAAACAUAUACAAAUCCUUGAAACUACAAGCAACACAUUAAACAAAAUAUUUAAUAAACUUUUUUGAUGGCUUUAAAGAAUGAGAAGAUAAAUUGUAUAUUUAUAAGAAUUAUUUUACACUUUUUCAGCACCUGCCAGGUAUUUAUUGACAUGAUGAUUUCAUCCAACACCCUCAAAUCAAUGUUAUAAAAGAAAGGAAAUCAAGCCCUG